UCUAGGAGAAGAGGAGGAGGAGGACAGACAAGGCCUCGGUUAUGAUCAUUGCAGUUGCCUCGAAGAAAGAAAAAAACCGGAUGCGUCUGCUUGAGUCAGAGAAAAGGGGAACACAAAAGCUGAGCUUUUAUUGGGGGGAUAUUUAGYUCAUAGACAGCCAGGCUGUAACUGGAAGAAAAACAACCCAAUUGCCCGUGAUAAAACAGGAGGGUUAWACAGCACCCAAAGAAGCGCGCGCUUUCUCGCCUCAAAGUGGAGCCACACUUGGAGAUGGCGCGCAUCCCCAAAACCAAACUAUUCAUUGAAUCUUUCAUCUUCUGGAAACGAGAUGAAUAAAUCCGCGAACUGUUAAUUUAUUUUAUUUUAUUUUGGAGGUUGCUUUCUUUGGACACAUCCUGGCUUCUUAAACAGGUUUAAAUUCGUUUAUUUCUUCUUUUAAAACGUCCUUGUCGUCACUCACGAGCCGCACUAAAACGAGCCCUCUUGACAAAAAUCAUCACGUUUAUUGGUUAUAAAAAAAGGAAAUAUUUGCCAAUAAAGGCGCGGGGAUUUGCUAUUAAAAUGUGGGAGGGGGAGGGGGGGGAUGGUGGCCCUCGCGAAGGCUGAUUUAUUAUUUAUUGUUCUGUCCCACGGUCACGUGCUUUGGGGCGCCCUAUCCAGGUUUUGGACACAUUCUUUCAGGAGGUUCUUGCAGGAAAGCUGCACCUUACAAAUGCAAUGAAUGCCAAUCCUGGAAAAUCAUAACAAUCCCCUCUUUUGUAUUUCUUCCUCUUCGUUUUCUUCUUAUUUUUAUUUAUUUAUUUAUUUAUUUACAUAUUUUUUUGUUUUAUGCGCGCGCACGAAUUUGUGAUUUCUCCCCAUCUUUUUCCUGCAAUGUCGACGUUAGGAACCAGCUACUAUGUCGACUCUCGCCUUCUUCCGGAGCAGGAGGACAUGAUGGCACCGCGCUACUCCUCGGCUGCGGCGGGGGUGGAGCAGGCGGCGGCGCUCAGCGAAUAUGGCGGACAGGAGGAGACGUGCCCCUUGCAGGCCAAGUCGUCCAUUUUCGGCGGCUCGUGGAGCAGCUCGAGCGCGGCCGCGCCGACCUACAUCCACCAGCAGCAGCAGCAGCAGCAGUACGGCAGCGGGGACGGCGACGGCGUGUUCGCGCGCUCCUCCUGGGCCCUGGAGCCGGUCUCCUCCGCGUCCCUGUGUCUGACCGGGAUCCCGCCGCACCUCUAYGAGAUCAAGCCCGAGCCGCUGAUCGGAGCCGCAGAUUGCGCCACUCUGGAGACGCACGCACCCCUUUUGUCUGACAUUGAGAACGGAGCGAGCCUCGCGGAGCUCCGGAGCUCCCCGCGCGCCUCUGGAGCCGCCGAGGAGCCGCAGGAGGAGAAAACAACGGAAACAGAAGCGAAUAACCCAUCGUCCAACUGGCUGCACGCAAAGCCCACCAGGAAGAAGCGCUGCCCCUACACGAAGCACCAGAUCCUGGAACUGGAGAAGGAGUUCCUCUUCAACAUGUACCUGCCCCGGGACCGGAGGUACGAAGUGGCCAGACUCCUGAACCUGACGGAGAGGCAGGUGAAGAUCUGGUUCCAGAACCGCAGGAUGAAGAUGAAGAAAGAAAACAAAGAGCGGCGGAAAGAAAGCUGAAGUACGUUUCUGUUUCUUUUUUUUUCUUUUUAGUUGAUUUUGGACUGAUUAGAGAAACAAAAAGGAACUCUUUAUGAUUCUUAAUGUUGUUGUUGUUAUUUAGUGUUGUUUAAAAUGCUGGAUUGUUUUGUUUUUUUAUUUCUAAAUGUUUCCUGUUUUGAGGACGAGCUGUGUCGUGAUGCGUUUAGGUGUCUUGUGUUUGUUGCGCACACAGAUUAUUAACCUUUAGACCAUUUGUUGGUUGCAUGAAAUGAUCACUGACUACCUGAAUGUUCUUAAGCUACCUAUGUGCAAAUUAUUUAAGUUGAUGUCGUUUUUUUAAAAAAAAAAUCUCAGAAAUGUUUUUAUUUUAAUUGUUUGCAUUUAAUGGAUUUAACUCUGCGCACAUUUGAAAUACCUCGUUUUGUUGUUGUUUUCAGUUCAAAAUAAAGUUGGGUUUUUAGAGCAG
This is a messenger RNA of Austrofundulus limnaeus, 2083 nucleotides long. It is a transcript of the gene hoxa9b, whose product is annotated as homeobox A9b. The transcript is spliced from 2 exons. Gene Ontology annotation, cellular component: nucleus. The coding region runs from base 829 to 1635 and encodes 268 amino acids. Lineage: Eukaryota; Metazoa; Chordata; Actinopteri; Cyprinodontiformes; Rivulidae. The record is from RefSeq and is a predicted model, not a curated record. Gene Ontology annotation, molecular function: RNA polymerase II cis-regulatory region sequence-specific DNA binding; DNA-binding transcription factor activity, RNA polymerase II-specific. Gene Ontology annotation, biological process: regulation of transcription by RNA polymerase II; anterior/posterior pattern specification; proximal/distal pattern formation.